CGGAUCCUCCUCUCUCGCCUCUCCCAUCCCCUGCCCGGGCCGGCUGCGGCGGAGCCGGGAGCUGCCCCUGCCCGGCAGGUGAGUGCUCCGCAGCGCCCGUCCAUGGAUGCCAGCAAGAAGGUGGAUCUGAAGAUCAUCAUCAUCGGAGCUCUGGGCGUGGGCAAGACCUCCCUGCUGCACCAGUACGUGCACAAGACGUUCUACGAGGAUUACCGCACCACGCUGGGCGCCAGCAUCCUCACCAAGGUCCUGCCCGUGGACAGCACCCCCCUGAAGCUGCAGAUCUGGGACACCGGGGGACAGGAGCGGUUCCGGUCCAUGGUGUCGACCUUCUACAAAGGCUCGGACGGCUGCAUGCUGGCCUUUGAUGUGACAGACAGGGAGUCCUUUGAGGCCCUGGACAACUGGAGAGAUGAUUUCCUGGAGAAGGUCAUCCCCAGGGAGCAGGAUUUCCCCAUGGUGGUGCUGGGGAACAAGAUAGACCUCAGUGACCGGCAGGUGCCCAAGGAAACAGCCUCAGCCUGGUGCAAGGAGAAGGACAUCCCCUAUUUCGAGGUCAGUGCCAAGAACAACAUCAACGUGGCCGAGGCUUUCGAGACGCUGGCGAAGCAGGCGCUGAGCACGUAUAAAGGGAUUUUGGAGAGUUAUUUGACCGACUCCAUCAAGCUCACUCCCAACGACAAGCCCAAGCAGAGAUGCUGCUGACCCCACGGUGGAGCCCUGCCCGGGGUCAGUGCCUGCUGCCCACCCCAGCUGCCCACGGGGACUGGCAGUGCCAGGGCUGGGCACACCAGGAGCUGCCAGCUCAUCCCAGGAUUUGCUGCUUGCUCUGGAGCUGCUCUCCAUCACCUCAGUGUCACAGUGGUGGCUCUGUCGCCAUCCCCUCGAUGUCCCUGUGGUGACGGUGCCAGGGAUGCAGGCAGGGCUCUCCAGACACCUUGGCACCAUGGAUGACCCUUGCCAGGGCACAGCCUGGUGGCCCCGUGGCUCCCAGGGUGGUACAGGCUGCCCUGAGGGGACACCUGGGGCUGGUGGCCCCUGCACAGGGACCUGCCACUGUGGAGGCAACUACGCCGUGCCUCAGUUUCCCCUCCUGUCGUGCAUAUCCCCCAUCAAACACCUUCCCCCUCCCGCCUCACUGGGGAGGAUUCUCAAAAAAGCACUUUGUCAAGGGUACUCUUUUUUGGUUUUUUUAAGGAAAUUAAAUAUUUCAUUUUUAUUUAUA
This is a messenger RNA of Melospiza melodia melodia, 1225 nucleotides long. It is a transcript of the gene RAB7B, whose product is annotated as RAB7B, member RAS oncogene family. Gene Ontology annotation, cellular component: phagocytic vesicle; late endosome; lysosome. The transcript has 6 exons. The coding region runs from base 103 to 705 and encodes 200 amino acids. Gene Ontology annotation, biological process: phagosome-lysosome fusion; endosome to lysosome transport. The record is from RefSeq and is a predicted model, not a curated record. Gene Ontology annotation, molecular function: GTPase activity; GTP binding. Lineage: Eukaryota; Metazoa; Chordata; Aves; Passeriformes; Passerellidae.